Molecule: messenger RNA, 2112 nt
Organism: Suncus etruscus (white-toothed pygmy shrew)
Lineage: Eukaryota; Metazoa; Chordata; Mammalia; Eulipotyphla; Soricidae
Product: set1/Ash2 histone methyltransferase complex subunit ASH2-like
Cellular component (GO): Set1C/COMPASS complex
Molecular function (GO): protein binding; transcription cis-regulatory region binding
Source: RefSeq, a predicted model, not a curated record
GGAAAAGAGACCCUAAUGCAGGAAGGUGCUGGGGAUACGAUAGAGGCAAUGGAUACUCAAGCAGGCUUUGUGGAUGAGAACAAUCGGCAGUUGGGAGAAUCCUGCCUGCCCUUCAUGACCAACUACAGUUUUCGUUGCAAUGUGUGCCGUCAUAGUGGGAAUACCUAUUUCCUCCGCAAGCGCAACUUGAAGGAAAUGUGCCGUAGUGCUUUGGCCAACCUGACAUGGCAAUCUCGAACACAAGAUGAGCAUCCAAAAACUAUGUUUUCCAAGGAUAAGGAUAUCAUACCAUUUAUUGAUAAAUACUGGGAAUGCAUGACAACCAGACAGCGACCUGGAAAAAUGACUUGGCCAAAUAAAAUUGUUAAAAUAAUGAGUAAAGAAAGAGAUGUUUUCUUGGUAAAGGAGCAUCCUGAUCCUGGGAGUAAGGACCCAGAAGAAGAAUAUCCAAAAUUUGGACUUCUGGAUCAGGAUCUUAGUAACAUUGGUCCUGCUUAUGACAAUCAAAAACAAAGCAGUGCCAUGUCUACUGGUGGAAAUCUAAAUGGGGGAAUUACAGCAGGAAGUAGUGGAAAAGGAAGAGUAGCAAAGCGCAAACAACAGGAUGGAGGAACCACAGGGACGGCAAAGAAGGCCCGGAGUGAUCCUUUGUUUUCUGCCCAGCGCCUUCCCCCUCAUGGUUACCCCUUAGAACACCCAUUUAACAAGGAUGGCUACCGGUAUAUUCUAGCUGAGCCUGAACCCCACGCUCCUGAUCCUGAGAAACUUGAACUUGGCUGUUGGGCAGGAAAACCUAUUCCUGGAGAUCUCUACAGAGCCUGCCUGUAUGAACGGGUUUUGUUAGCCUUACAUGAUCGAGCUCCCCAGUUAAAGAUCUCUGACAACAGGCUCACCGUGGUUGGAGAGAAAGGCUAUUCUAUGGUUCGAGCUUCUCACGGUGUUCGGAAAGGCACCUGGUACUUUGAAAUCACAGUGGACGAGAUGCCUCCUGACACUGCAGCCAGACUUGGUUGGUCCCAGCCGUUAGGUAAUCUUCAGGCUCCUUUAGCUUAUGAUAAAUUUAGCUAUUCUUGGCGGAGCAAAAAAGGGACCAAGUUUCACCAGUCUAUUGGCAAACACUACUCCUCUGGCUAUGAGCAGGGAGAUGUCCUGGGAUUUUACAUCAAUCUCUCUGAAGACACAGAGACCGCCAAGUCACUGCCUGAUACUUACAAAGAUGAAGAUCUGAUAAAAUUAAAGAGUUAUCUGUAUUUUGAGGAAAAAGACUUUGUGGAUAAAGCAGAGAAGAGCCUCAAGCAGAUGCCACAUAGUGAGAUAAUAUUUUAUAAAAACGGCGUCAACCAAGGUGUGGCUUACAAAGACAUCUUUGAGAGAGUGUACUUUCCCGCCAUCUUGCUGUACAAGAGCUGCACAGUUUCCAUUAACUUUGGACCAUGUUUCAAGUUUCCUCCAAAGGAUCUCACUUACCGCCCUAUGAGUGACAUGGGCUUGGUGGAGCAUACCCUGGCUGAUGUCUUAUAUCACAUGGAGACAGAAGUGGAUAGGAGGCAUAGUCCCCCCUGGGAGCCCUGACCAUGACCCUCUUAUUUCUGUCUUUGCUGACCUGAAAUUUCUGGGAAAAAUGAGCAGGACAGGGGGUGGAGGUGUUUUUGAAAUAUUGCAGAUGUUUUAUAAAGGAUGCUGCACAACAGGGCUUUGAGCAAGUUCAAGGCUGGGCAGGCCUAGGAGAAACCUGUCCUCAACCCACUCCCUACUCUUGGUGGCUGCUCUUACCUUGGUGCCCACUGCCAACAACUGCUGACCCUCACCCCUCCUUCCUUAAGCUUCCUGUGAAACUGGUGCUGUGUGCCACAUGUCCCACUAACUAGGACUUGUUAUCUUAUCGUAUUUUCUAAGGUGUGAAUCUUGUCUGUAACACAUGUAAAACUGUUUCCAUCUGUGGUUAUUGACUUCAUCCUCUCUAAUCUCCAACGCUAAAAUCAAUGACUCCACAUUCCAAACUACUCCAAAAACUUAUGUGUGGGAUUGUGUUAAUAAUUUGAACACUGGCAUCUCUGAAACUAUUAGUUCUCUAGAACAGUAAUUAUGAAAGGAGCAUGCUUGUAGCUUUCA